AUUUCUUUUUUUUUUUACAAGAGCUAAAGAAAAUCCAACUCAAACCAAGAUGAAGUAUUAUCAGUGCCCCGUGUCCCAGGACAUUAGAAUCAAUGCUUACAACAAAGACUGUGGACUGCCAGUCGGCUGCAAGAGCUCAGCUUCUCUGAAGCCGAUGCGCACUGUGCACUUCCCCAAUGACAUCGUGUUCCAGGACUAUGUGCGACACGGUGAGCUCGAAAGGAUUGGACGUUUCAUCAGAGCCAGAAGAGUCAACCUGGAGACCAUCUACCAAUCUGGCAUGGCCGCCAUCCAUGAAGCUGUCCUGUCAGGGAACCUGGAGUGCGUGAAGCUGUUGGUCGAAAACGGAGCAGAUAUCCAUCAGAGAGACGAGGAGCAGUGGACCCCACUGCACAUGGCCUGCAGCGAUGGCUUCCCAGACAUUGCACGCUACCUCCUCUCGCUGGGUGCCGACCCUGAGCUGGAGAACGAGUGUGGGGAGAAGCCGGCUGACCUCAUCGAGCCAGACAACACGGAGCUGCUGGAGCUCUUCGGGCUGGCUGUCAAUGACUGAGGACCUGUCAUGUUGAGAACCAAGCACUUGUCUUUAUCCUACUGCCCAGUCACCAGACUGUUCUGCAGGGAUGGACAGAGGAAAGUCAAUCCAGCAUCCUGAUUUUGUGAGCUGCUUCAGCUCUCCGGAGGUCAAGGACUGUGGAUGUGAGGUGGAAGGCGGAAGGCGGAGGGGCUCUCAGAGCCCGUAGGCUGCCUCCCGAACGGAGUGGACUCUGGUAGAGGCUGAUCUCUGAUCUCCUUCAGCACAGAUUUACAUUGUCCUGUCAGAGUUUCAGAUCUUUUAUCCCGUAGUGUAAUGAAUGAGUAAUAUUAUCAGAAGUAGUUGGUUGUUUUUGGCAUGUUGCUGGGAUAAGGAGGGCUUCUGAAUGUUUUGAAACCAGAAACUGUUGUUGAUGCUCAGCUCAUUAGCGCCUCGCUUGAAGAUAAAAUUAGCAAAACCAGAAAAACCAUUACUGCCUUUAAAGCGAAUGUGCUUGUGGUCAGUUAGAAGUUAAACCCCCAACGUUUUUUUCUGAUCCCUUGUAAGCUUAGUUAACUGUGUAAGUUGAGAUGAGUUUUUCUUUUUAUACUUUCUGAAAUAAACUUUAUCAAACAUUUUUUUUAUUUGUCUGCCAGUUUUUUUCUGUCAAAUCGGAUCUCAGAACUGUUAGACUACAUGAAUUCAACCUCCAUGUAUGAUU
Messenger RNA from Labrus mixtus (cuckoo wrasse), 1235 nucleotides. RefSeq names its product protein phosphatase 1, regulatory subunit 27b (gene ppp1r27b). The coding region runs from base 50 to 553 and encodes 167 amino acids. The record is from RefSeq and is a predicted model, not a curated record. Gene Ontology annotation, molecular function: phosphatase binding. The transcript has 3 exons. NCBI's taxonomy places the organism in Eukaryota, Metazoa, Chordata, Actinopteri, Labriformes, Labridae.